CUUGGAUGCCGAGGGUGCCUCUCGUGGGGUCCGUUCCCUGCAGCUCCAGCGCUAGAGACGGCGGGGCAUGAGCCUGCCGCAGCCCGAGGGUCAGGAGGAGGAGGAGGACGGCGGCGAAGGAGAAGAAGACGAUAUGGAGCCGCCGUCGGACGAAGCCCUGUCUGCGUGGCCUGGCGUGGAAGUUGCCGUGGACUCCGCGCUGGUUGGGUGCCUGCUGAAAGAAGAAAAGGAGAACGACGCCCUCGGGAGCUGUGGCCACCGCGGCUGGGAGCAGAACCUGAGCCCCGAACUACAGCAGGCGUAUCGGAUUCUGAGCGAAUUUCUACUGGAAAAGCACCGGCCACUGACAGCACCUUUUCUGAGACCCGUUGAGGGCGAGCUAUGUGAAAUCGCCUCUUCCUCUUCCCAGAAAAACAGCGGGCAUCAGCCGUCCCAAGAACCUCAACAGCUGACGUUGCUGAAGAUGGAGGAGAAGUUUUCUGCCGGGCAAUAUACCGGGAUCGCGGAUUUCGUGGCGGAUUUUCGAUUGAUGCUGGAGACCUGCUAUCGGUUGCACGGGGUGGAUCACUGGCUCUCCAAGCAGGCCCAAAAGUUGGAGAUGAUGUUGGAGCAAAAGCUGGCGUUGCUAUCUCGGCAUUUGAGAGAGAAGACAGCAAUAGCAGUAACAUCUAAAGGGUUCUAUGGGCUGGAAGAUGAGAAGGGAACAGCUUGUGCUUCAACAAGGCGUCGUUCUACACCACGCAGUUUAGCAGGCUUGACCACAGGCGUGUUUGAAUCCAUAAUGGUUCAGGUUCUGAGACAGGAAGAGCAACUGAGAGCAAAAGAAGAAAAGAGACAUCGGGAACAAGAAAGAAAAGAAGCAGAGGAAGCUAAUCACAAAGAAAUAGAAGAAUGGGACAAAUCCCUCCUUGGUCAAGCAGCACCCACUCAUAUGGAACACAUGUGGGAAAUCCCAGCUAUUGGUCACUUCCUUUGUUUAGCACAGCAUAUUUUAAACUUGCCCGAAAUAGUCUUCUAUGAGUUAGAACGCUGCCUUCUAAUGCCACAGUGUAGUGCUUUUUUGUCUAAAAUAAUGACUUCUUUGUUAAGUCCUCCUCAUCGGAGAUCUACCUUGCAUCGAAGGCCAACUCUUCCUUACAGGACUUGGGAAGGAGCACUCCGGCAAAAAAUACAGCAGUGGUAUACAGCUGUGGGGCAAACUGACAAUCCUGACAGCUGUGCAGAAAAACUUGGUCUUUGUCCUCAAUUUUUUCAAGUUCUUGGAGAAGUUAACCCUUUGGAGGAAAAAGCAUUUCAUGAGCUCUCAUUUUGUCAAAAAGUGUGGCUGCUAAAAGGCCUUUGUGACUUUGUAUACGAAACCCAAAAAGAUGUACAAGAUGCAGUACUUGGGCAGCCUAUCCAUGAGUGCAGAGAAGUGAUUCUAGGUUAUGAUUAUUUAGAAAAUGCCUAUGUUCAUUUCCCACAAUUCUGUGGUGCAGAUGUCCGGAUUUACAAGCAGAGGCCUUUUCAUGCCCCUGAGUUUCCAGCUCCUCAAAUCAAGGUAAAAAGAGUCCCACGCAUUAAACUGGAAAAAGUGAAAUGUGAAUAUGCCACCAAAAGCAAUGGGGAAGUUAGAUGUGGUGCUAAAGAAGAGCUCCUGUCUCAUGCAAAGACAGAGCAUAGGAAAAAUCUUUGCUCAGCAAAGAUCCUUUUAGACCGUUUGAGUGUUGCCCCAGAAAAAGAAAUUAAAUCCAAAUGUGAAGAAAAAAUCCAUAAGGGCUGUGACUUUACAACAGAUUGCUGUAAAGAAAAUAGGGAUAAAAGCAUUGUUGUGGGAGAGAAUGCUGGCUUUGGGGGACCUCUUAGCCCAGGAGAAAUCAGGAUUGUGGAAAAUGGGGGGAAAUGUGGUGAAUCUUCAGUAGUGAAAACUGAGGCUACUCCAUUAAAAGAGAACACUCUUAAAACCUGCCAGAUGCAUGUGAAUGGGAAUCACAGUGAUAAUCCAGAUAUGAAUUGCCACAAAGUUGCUCCAGAAGUCAAUUCAGUAGAAAAUAGCAAAACACUAAAACUUAAUAAAGUGCGAGCAAAAAAGAAGAAAAAGAAAAAAAAGAAACUGAAAGAUAUUCUGAGUGAAAAGCUUAAGAGGAAGCGUGAGAUUCACCUUCACUCCCUGAAAUCUUAUAAACCUGAGAUCCAGAAUAAGUUGCUUAUGAUGAAAAAGAAAGUCAAACACAAGAAGCACAAAUCUGGAAAGAAAUCCAUAUCUAAAAAAGCAAUUACAAAGAAGAGAAAAUCUGUUAUGAAGCCAGCUGUCCCAGAAUUUCAGCUUAUUUGCACUAAUCUUGACGAACUCAGGGAUUUAAUUAGAAAAAUUGAGAAUGAACUUAAAGAUGUGGAAAACAUUAAAAAGAAAUCGGGAAGGUGGUAUCAUCGGAAGCAAGCUGUAAAGGAGCUACACUGUACCCUGAUACGACUGCUAAAUGAGUUGUUACCAUGGGAACCAAAACUAAUGAAGGCCUUUCAAAGAAACAGGUCUCGAUUGAAAAAGGAUUACGAUGACUUCAGAAGGCAACCAGACUAUGACAAAUUUACUAGAGAACACUGGACUAAUGAAGACUCUGAAGUAAAUUCUAGUAAAGAAAUUUCCAGUACAUUAACCAGUGAGUCUUCAGAGCACUCUGAAUUUCUGAAAAGGGAUUAUACUGAUGCAGAGGACAUGAAACUGUCAGAAAUGGAUCUUGCUGCAGGAAAAGCCAGGCCACUAAAAAAAGAAUUAUCUUGUAAAGAAAUACAGAAGACACUGCCUAAAUCUGUUAAGCGUCAGUCCAAGCAAAACAGUUACUUAGAUGAUAGUACAAAAGAGUUCUUGCCGCGAAAGAAACUGAAAUUAAGCACAAGUAAUACUGCAGUCCAUGACACAGAAAAUGAGCUGUCAGUUGAUGGCUGCCUGAAUAAACAGAAACAAACAGAAUCCCCAUUUUCAGAAUCGUUGGAUAUGACAGACUCCACAGCAUCCAUCUCAAGCAUAACAAAAGGGACCAAACCUAUCCAGGCUUUGCUUGCUAAGAAUAUUGGGAACAAAGUGACCUUAACUAGUCAGUUGCUACCCUCUGCAGGUAGAAGCAUUGCUGCUUCUGAAAAGUUGAUCAUGUCCACUGUUGGUUCUUCCUCAGUCAAUCCAGUGUUGUCCUGCCAGACCAAUUCAAAAAGCCCUUUGCAAGUGUUGUACAAAAUGCCAGUUGGUCACUGUGUGCCAAUAGACCUGCAUAACAAUUCAAUGAAAAUUCAAGUCCAGCCUGCAGUUGACUAUAAACCAGGAGACAAAGCCACAGGAGAAAAACUCAUGCAGCAAGUUCUGAUUUUGCCUAAAAAUUUCCUCAUCCAUCACAGAGAAGCUAAAAAUGUGGGGAAAGAUAUCUUGUCAUUGCAACACAAGACUACAGAUCAGCAAUGUAUCUCUCUUCCACAGCCAAUGGCUGUCCACACAACUUUAGCAACCUCCCUUCCAGCUUCCUCUGUAAAUGCUGCUACCACAUUUCUGUCCAUCCCAGACUUCAAAAAGAACACUACACAUUUGCUCCCCGGGGCCAGUGCAGUAAAAAGACUUCCAGUGUUGCCCUCCAUAACUUCCACAGCUAGUGUACUGGCAUCAGUGGCAAAAAUAAGCCAAAGUGAGACUACUAAAACAAAGACUGUCAUUUCAGCUGACUCAUUCCCUGUCACUUCACCCACUGUUUCCUCUACAGUUCAAUCUUUGACAACACCUCUCUCACAAAAUGUUUCUGCAGGCACCUGUAGUUCCUCCCCAAGACUGGCAUCACCACAAAAAAGCAAUGAUGUUGGUGAAGCUAAACAAGAACUGAAAACAGUCUGUAUCAGAGAUUCACAGUCUAUCCUUGUCCGGACGCGUGGUGGGAACACAGGAAUUGUUAAGGUACAGACCAAUGCAGACCACAGUUCCCCUAGUAACUUAUCUCCAAGUUCUGUAUUCACUUAUGCACCUCAGCUUCAGGCAUUUUUAGUGCCAAAAACCACACAGUUGACAACCUCUACCUUUUCAGCUGUUACAACAGCUAUGCCCACUAUGCCCAAUUUCCCUUUAACAACUUCAGCUUCCAAUGCAACUCUUCCCGCUCGUGUAAAUCAUGUAUUGGGGAAAAACACAACAUGUGCAUUUGGGCAGUCUCAUAACAGUGGCACUGUGGGCCAUGGAAUGCAAAAAACAAUGCAUAUGUCUUCACCUACCUUCUUGCCUCCUGCAUCGUCAUCCAACAUUGUCAUGCCCACACUGCCAAACAGUUCUGGAAAUGCAGUUGGCAUUCCUCCAGGAAAUAUUGGGCACACCUCUGGCAUUACCCAGACCCCUUAUAUUAAUCAACAGGUUGAUGGAAAUAGUACACAGUAUCUUGCUACUCAGCCUGAGGCCACAGCCACAUCCAGUGGAAAUCUAAUGUGUGGUGCUCAAAUUCCAAAACUUAUGUUGGUCACAAAUCCACCCCUUCUUUCUUCCUGUGGAACUGCGGGCGUCAACCUAAUCCCUCCUCCAACAUCUCCUGGCCUCAGUGCACAAAAACUGGUUUUUAUUAAUACCCCACUUGCCAAUAUCCAGUCAACCACCAAUUUAACUGCAGAAUCCUUUAAGCAGGCCUUCCCUCCCACCAUGAGCAAAACAUAUGUUAAAAGCACAGAGCAGCCUCAGUUAGUCCUCAUUCCUUCUACUGUAGGGGCAUCGCUAAAAGUAAACACAUCACCAACUGUUUCUCAAAUUAAAGAUGUAAAAAUUGGUGUUAAUAUUGGUCAGGCCAUUAUAAAUAGCACAGGUAAUGCUCAGAAUGUUCCUCCAAUUAACAUUAUGCAGUCUGCAGCUCCUAAAGAAGUGGAGGAGAAAAACAGCCAGAGUGUAAUUUUGCCAUUGUCAGCAAGUGGUGGUUUGCUUCCAUUAACGUCAACUUUGGUGAGCCAGAGUAUUACAUCUGUCAGUGAGUCUCCAAUUAUUGCAACGCAAGCGCUAAAUGUGUCCACAGCAGCAAAUGCAUGUUUAGAUUCUGCUUCAGUGACAUGGAGUGGAACUGCUACUGGAACACGGCCUACUGUCUUGGUUGGAGGAAUAGAUACGUCAACAAAAGUAACACCUGUUUCAGCUACCCGAUUGCGUACCUCUAAUGCUGGAAAUACUGUGGCUAUAUCAACUGUGAAAACAGGACACCUGGCCUCAUCUGUGCUGAUUUCAAGUACUCAGCCAACAGUAUCUCAUCCAAGUUUGUCUACUUUUCAGUUGCCAGUUACAGUUGCCUUGCCUGGACCUGUGAACGGUACCCCUAAAAUGAUACAUUCAGUUCCUCAGUUACCAGCAGUGUCAAUUGCUGCACAUUGUACACCCCUUUCUAAAGGACAACAGUCUGCACUGGUCCACUUUCAGUCUCCAGGAAUUUCAGCUACCUUGCCAACAAAUGGAAGUGCUCAAAAACCUCAGACUGUAUUACCCCCUAAUCUACCAAAUACAGGAAAAGUAAUUAGUCUUUCAAACUUAGUUCCCUUGCCUUGCCCACAGCUUCCCCCUAAUUUUGUAAAGCCAGCUCCUGCUCUCACUUGUGCCCCAGUUGCCUCUACCACUCAUACAGCUCCAGUUUCAUCUGCAGCAGGAGGACAGUUGAAUGAGUCUUGUGUGCAACAGAAAAUAAUAAUUAACACUUGUACACCUUUGGCACCUGGAACUCAAAUAAUGAUCAGCGGCACUCGGUUCAUUGUUCCACCUCAGGGCUUGGGAGCUGGCAGCCACGUUCUUCUCAUCUCUACAAAUCCAAAACUUGGGCCUCUGUUGACUGUUAAUAAUGGCCAUGGGCUUCAAGGAGUGCCCCAUGCCCCUCCUGGUCCCCAGAAGAUUACACAGGCAUCAGAUAAUACACUGAGUUGGCAACCAUCAAAACAACCUUUGAAAAGCUCUACCAAAAUUGUGAACUCUCUAGGGGCUGCAAACACUCUGCCUAUUGUACAUGCAACACCACAGAUAGUAAACAGUGUUGCAAAACCAUGCACUCCACCUUCUGCAACAGCCCUGUCCCCAUCUUUGGUUACAACCUCCUCACCUGCUAUGGCUAAAUUAUCUUUGGUUUCUACAACUCACACUGACAACUCCCAGGUACAAGAUAGAGCAUCUGUAUUGCAUUUAGACACAUCUAUCAAAAAACUGAUGGUCAGCCCAGAAGGAGCUAUUCUGAAUGCUAUAAAUACUCCAGCAUCAAAAACUUCUUCUCUCCCUUCAUCCUUCUCUCCUGACACAGUGUCCACAACUAGAAAUCCUGCUGUUGUCUUCCCUAACUUUUUAAAGUCCAGCAUUGGUGUACCUGAUACAGCUGCAUCUUGAAUUUAAAGAAAAUGAGCCAAGUUAAAAUG
Molecule: messenger RNA, 6372 nt
Organism: Gekko japonicus
Lineage: Eukaryota; Metazoa; Chordata; Lepidosauria; Squamata; Gekkonidae
Gene: BRD10
Product: KIAA2026 ortholog
Exons: 9
Coding region: 68-6343 (2091 amino acids)
Molecular function (GO): protein binding
Source: RefSeq, a predicted model, not a curated record